AGACGCCUGUGUUGAUAUGGAGAUACUGACUGACCCUAAUCUCGCGGUUUUUCCCGCUGGAGAAAAGGAGACAGACGCAAUUAAAUUCGUUCUUAUACCCCCUUCCCAUCACCGUCUGGCGUUGUAAAAUAUUGCUCGCAAUUGGCCGACAGUUGCUACAGAAAGACUGCAAAGAUGGCCGCAUUUGCACACCACGCCCUUUCCACGGGAUGGAGCCUCAGGGACAGUGAAGACCAGUCACCAAAUGCGUGGCUGUCUGUUCCUGUCGUGCCCUCCGUCGUUCAUCAGGAUUUGCAGGCAAAUAACAAGUUAGAAAACCCGUUCAUUGGCUUCAAUGAAUUGGGCGCGAGAUGGGUCAAUGAGAAAUCAUGGACCUACCGCAAUGUCUUCCAAAAGCCGACAGUGCCUGCGGGAUCCUCGAUUGUGUUGGCCUUUGAUGGGCUGGACACAUUUGCGAAGGUAAAACUCAAUGGAGAGACCAUUCUAGAGAGCAAUAAUAUGUUUCUCGCCUACCGGGUGGAUGUGACCAAGGCCCUGGAGGCUGAAGGUGAACACACUCUAGAGAUUGACUUCGACUGUGCCCUGCUGCGAGCUCGGGAGCUCCGAAAGCAGGAUCCCGCGCACAAAUGGGAAUCCUUCAAUGGAGACCCCUCAAGAAUGGCUGUUAGGAAAGCUCAGUAUCACUGGGGCUGGGACUGGGGCCCGGUCCUAAUGACUGCAGGCAUCUGGAGAGAAGUCCGUCUUGAAGUUUAUUCUGCGAGGGUAUCAGAUCUUUGGACUCAGGUAGAGCUGGCCACGGAUCACCAGCAGGCGCAAAUUUCUGCAUUUGCGGAAAUCGAUACUAGCGAAUCUGAUGCCUCAUACAAAGCCACCUUUACGCUAAGUCUUCACGGCCAGGAGAUUGCCCGUGGGGUCGCUACUCCGGAGAACAAUGUGGCGAAAGUAAGUUUCGCUUUGCAGGAGCCCUCCCUUUGGUGGCCUAAUGGCUAUGGAGACCAAACUCUCUAUGAGAUCUCAGUGUCUCUUGAAAAGGGAGACGCCCAGAUUCAACAACUGUCGAAGAAGUUUGGUAUUCGAACCGCAGAGGUCAUCCAGCAACCCGACAAACACGGGAAAUCUUUCUAUUUUCGCAUCAACGGUGUUGAUAUUUUCUGCGGUGGGGCAUGUUGGAUUCCCGCGGACAGCCUUCUCACCAACGUCACACCUGAACGCUAUCGUAAAUGGAUUCAGUUGAUGGCCGCUGGACAUCAGGUCAUGAUUCGAGUGUGGGGCGGUGGUAUUUACGAGGACGAGAGCUUCUACCAGGCCUGUGAUGAGAUCGGCAUCAUGGUCUGGCAGGAUUUUAUGUUCGGCUGUGGUAACUACCCAACAUGGCCUGAUCUACUGGAGUCGGUGGAAAAAGAGGCCACAUACAACAUGCGCAGACUACGUCACCAUCCUUCUAUCGUAAUCUGGGUUGGCAACAAUGAGGACUACCAGGUCCAAGAGUCGGCGGGCCUUACGUACAACUACGAAGACAAGGAUCCGCAGAGCUGGCUGAAGACCGAUUUCCCUGCUCGCUAUAUCUACGAACACCUUCUGCCAAUUGUCGCCAAGAAGAUCUGUCCGGAGCUCUUCUACCAUCCUGGCAGUCCUUGGGGAGACGGCAAGGUAUCGUCCGAUCCUACCGUUGGUGAUAUGCACCAGUGGAAUGUCUGGCACGGGACGCAAGAGAAGUAUCAGAUUUUCGACACCCUCGGAGGUCGUUUCAACAGUGAAUUCGGAAUGGAGGCAUUCCCCCAUAUUGCGACGAUCGACUACUUUGUUGAGAACGAAGCAGACAAGUUCCCUCAAUCUCACGUCCUCGACUUUCACAACAAGGCCGAUGGCCAUGAGCGAAGAAUUGCUACAUAUCUUGUUGAGAACUUACGCACAGCAACAGACCUGGAGACACAUAUCUACCUAACCCAAGUCGUUCAAGCGGAAACAAUGAUGUUUGGAUACCGUGGAUGGCGUCGCCAAUGGGGUGAUGAAAGGCACUGCGGAGGUGCUUUGCUCUGGCAGUUGAACGAUUGCUGGCCUACCAUCUCUUGGGCUAUUGUGGACUAUUUCCUACGCCCCAAGCCUGCAUUCUACGCUGUCUGCCGUGUUUUAAGGCCGGUAGCAAUUGGUGUCCGUAGAGAGCAUCACGACUGGAGUGUGUCCCACGCACAACCUCCUAAAACCAGCAAGUAUGAGCUGUGGGUUGUUAGUAGCCAGCAGACGGAGCUCGUUGGUAAGGUUGAACUGAAAUUCCUGUCUAUCAAGACCGGUCAGGAAAUCCGCGAGACGAUUGUGCAUGAGAAUGUUACGAUUGUGCCCAAUGGAACUACCAACGUCCUGGAUGGCGUUAUUGACCACACCGUCGAUGAGCCGCAUGUUCUCGCAGCUCGAGUGUGGGUAGAUGGUGAACUUACAGCACGGGAUGUAGAUUGGCCCCAGCCCUUCAAGUAUCUCGAUCUCUCGGACCGGGGCCUAGAAGUCACCAAGAUUUCCGAAUCCGAAAACGAGCAGAAGAUUCAGCUCAGUGCCAAGAAGCCAGUGAAAUGCUUGGUUUUUGAGGAGCGGGACGGCGUUCGGGUCAGUGAUAGCGCCAUCGAUAUUGUCCCUGGGGACGACCAGAUUGUCACCAUCAAGGGUCUGAAGCCGGAAGAUGCACCCCUGAAAUACAAAUUCCUGGGACAGUAGAUUCAGAGUUAGGGUUUAUAUACCUCCUGGUAAUUCAUGAUCCCAAAGUUUCAGAAUCUAAACGACUAGCCG
Aspergillus ochraceoroseus IBT 24754 is the source of this 2778-nucleotide messenger RNA. Its product is annotated as beta-mannosidase. The coding region runs from base 175 to 2706 and encodes 843 amino acids. The transcript has 5 exons. Gene Ontology annotation, molecular function: beta-mannosidase activity. The record is from RefSeq and is a predicted model, not a curated record. Lineage: Eukaryota; Fungi; Ascomycota; Eurotiomycetes; Eurotiales; Aspergillaceae. Gene Ontology annotation, biological process: glycoprotein catabolic process; carbohydrate metabolic process.